Molecule: messenger RNA, 1587 nt
Organism: Durio zibethinus
Lineage: Eukaryota; Viridiplantae; Streptophyta; Magnoliopsida; Malvales; Malvaceae
Source: RefSeq, a predicted model, not a curated record
CCUAUACUUAUGGAAAGUAUGAUUCUUUAAUUGAACCGGCAACUGAAGUUUUGAAGCAGAUACCAAAAUUUCAACAUGUCUCCUCUAAGGAACCUGGUGAUCAAGGUAAUGGACAAGAUGAAGGAAGGGAAAGGCCCAGUGAUUUCAAAGACUGUUGCAGGAACUUUGUUUGUUGUGUUUAUCUCUAUCUCGUACAAUGUAAUGGAGAUCCAAAAACGGUCAUUGGAAGGGGGUGUUCUCAAUCCAACUGAUGAAGUUCUUAUGGCAAAUCGAAUUUUGGAAGCAUCCCUAAUGGGGUUUGCUCUAUUCCUUGCACUGGUUGCAUAUAGAUUACACUACUGUAUCAAAGAGCUUUAUCCGACAACGAGGAGAACAUCGGAGACAGCUGAAGAAAUGAAACUAAAGCCAGAUUUAAAGCAUCAUGAUCUUAAAGAACACCCAAAGAGGGCAACAGCUUCAAGAUGAACAAUUGAUGUUUAAACCUAGAGGCAUAAAGAUGCCUGAAAAAUUAGUGUCCCCUAUGAUACUCUCUUGCUUCUGGUAGCCUAAUCUUUAGGCUUGGGUUACUUUGAAAAGCAGAAAUAUGAACAUGUCUAAGACAUGGUCAUAUGUUAUGAACUGCUGCAAUUGUAAUUGCUUAAAUUAUAUGGCUACACAGUUUAUUACUGUUGUCUGAUGAUCCUGCUAACUUUGGUCUAUCUAACAUAUCAUGAAUCGAAAUUUCUUUUUCAUUUUCGAUUCAUUAAUUCUCAGAAUUUGAAUGAGUUUUACCCUGAGACUGGAAAACUGGUCUGCAAUGGACCCAAACCCUUCAGCUGAUGGUUUCAAAGAUGAUAAUUUUUCAACUUUCACAGCCUGGAUUAUGUUACCAGGCUUUUCCAUGGUUCUAUUACUCAUAUUAUUAUUAUUAUCAAACAAUGCUUUUUUUCUGAAUGUGAAAGGGUAAUAAUACCUAGUCUUUUCAAGUAAUUCAUCACCCACCAAAGAAGAAAUGAUGACAUUGUAAAUGGCUAAUGCUGAGUCUUCAUUUCUCCAUCAGUUGACUCAAACAAGAAUUGGCAAACCCUAACCUUGUUGGUCUCUCCAACUUUUUGCACCUAAAAGCCUCUUCUUUCUUUUCACAUGGGAAGUUUCGACUGUCAUCACGUAAGACUGAGAGGACUUGACCUUCCUGAUAACCCGGCUUUGUUACAACUUAAAAGUCAUUGCCCGAUACAAUAAAAUAAUGGAGUCAACCCCCCAUUCCAGUCUCCCUCAAGCACCCAAUGCUUCACUAUCAUCAGCUUUUCUAUAAGAGACUGAUGCAAUUAAUCAAGAUCAAGGGAAAACUAGGUGCAAUGUUUUGGACUUUGGACUUUUUAAUUUUCCACCAAAUACUCGUGUAUGACACAUAUCGGACGGACAUGGAUAUAAAGAUUGAAUGUCCAAAAACAUAACCCUCACUAAUUGGACAUUUGUUUUAUAUACUUAUAAAUCCUUAUUUUAUAUAAGGUUUCUAAUUUGGCAAAGUACAGCAAUAAUGAACUGCCAUAUGAUUCUUGUAAUUGGUGAGGGAGGUAGGCAUAUGCAUUUGCCUGGGAAGGGAAU